Bipolaris maydis ATCC 48331 is the source of this 1998-nucleotide messenger RNA. RefSeq lists its product as uncharacterized. Gene Ontology annotation, biological process: regulation of DNA-templated transcription. The record is from RefSeq and is a predicted model, not a curated record. Gene Ontology annotation, molecular function: zinc ion binding; DNA-binding transcription factor activity, RNA polymerase II-specific. NCBI's taxonomy places the organism in Eukaryota, Fungi, Ascomycota, Dothideomycetes, Pleosporales, Pleosporaceae.
AUGCAACGGCAGACAACAGAACCACCCCCUAAGAAAAUUCGCACUUCCACUGCCUGUGAAGCCUGCAGAGCAAAGAAAAAAAAGUGUGAUGGGAAUCGCCCGAAGUGUGCGUCGUGUAUUAUGCGCGCAAUCGAUUGCUAUUAUGGUGAGACCGAGUCACGUGUCGCUACCCAGAGAUACAGCGAGUUACGUAUGAGGAAGACGACCUACGAGGAGUUGAUCGAUUUGCUCAGAACUCUGCCCAGCGAUGAUGCUACAAAGCUGUUGGGUCGGUUGCGCACAGAAGAAGAUCCUACUUCCCUCUUGCGUCAGAUACAAACAGGCGACCUCCUUAUCCAGCUCUCUGUUGCUCCAGAAACCCGAAGGCGAUACGAAUUCCCGUACCUUUCGAAUAUGCCAUCAUCUCUCAUCGUUUCAGGCAAUUCCUACUUAGAAUCCAUCAUUUUCGCCACGACCUGGAAGGGUACCCAGCAUUUCCAGACUAUUACUGAUCAUCGACUGAAUAAAAUGUGGGAUUCCGAUGCAUACACGAAGCCCUAUCAUGCAGCUAAAAUCGCGGAGCCUCUGCUCUCCGAUGUUGACAUCUCAAAGUGGACUUCUGUCACAUCCGACAACAAGCUGUUGAGAGAGCUUUUAAGCCAAUAUCUGCUGUCUACUUACAAUGUGUUUUUACCUUUCCCUAAAGACCUAUUUCUCGAAGACUUGGCUUCUGGAUGUGCCAACCAUUGCUCUUCACUUUUGGUCAACGUUGUACUUGCUGCGGCAUGUUCAAGUUACCAGCGACUUCCAAAUCGGGGCAACUUUUGGAUGCCUGAAAGUUUGCUAUACAAAUUCUUGGCAGAAUCAAGAAUGCUGUGGGAGCUCGAAAGCGUGAGAAAGCCCUGUCUCACAACAAUCCAAGCCGCAUAUACCAUGUCAACUAUCAUGAGUAACACCGGGAUAGACAAGUUGGGGUGGAGAUAUAUGCUCCAAGCUAUCACUAUCGGUGAGGAGCUCGGAAUCUUCCAAUCGUCAGCCAGCAUAUGUUGUCCAAAAGAAAAACGGGCUCGAGUUUGGACAGCUUGGAGUGUUUGGUGGUUCCAAGUUGAACUUGGGUACUACUACUUCCACAAGCCGCCGCAUCUUGAGCGACCUCCUGUAGACCCGCUACCCAAUCCUACUGCUGAGCCAGACUGGUAUGGCGAAACUUGGUUGCAGUAUCCGCAAAGCGGUGUUCUUAUUCCCAUACAUCUAGGUCACAACAUGAAGUUAAGAUGUGAUCUGAAUGUCAUUAAAGGCGAUAUCGCUACUGAUUUGUUAGGUUCCUCCUCUCACUUUUCACUUGAACGGGCACGCUAUUAUCAUGAUAGGUUGGAGGCUUGGUAUCAAAAGCUUCCCGCACCGUACACAUCGCAGCAGAUAUUCACCAUCUCGCAAUUCCUGAUACAUUUGGAAUACUGCAAUAUUGUCAUCUCACUCUUCGAGCCCUACAUUGGUGCCACUGAUGUCGCUAGCACCAUUGAUUCAACCAGAUCCCCUACAAACAUUGUGAGAUUGGCAGAAGCCCAAUUUGAAACAGCUUUUCGACUGUACUAUUUGCGGCAUAGCUUUAAAACCUUUGAUGGUCACCUCAUGAUGUACGCAAUGGUAUUGGCUAAUAGGGCUGCUAAAGUUCUUAAAACAACCAUACCGGCGUCUGACGAUUCGCCACAGGCAAAGCGAGAAGAGCUUCGCUCAACACUGGUCCUAUGUGGAAAAGCACUCAGAGACCAGGCAGAUAAUUUUUACCUUGCGAAUCUGAUGUGUCUUGCGCUGGGAGGUAUGUUAGAACCUGAGGAUCUACAGUUGUUGAGUACCUGUGUGAGUUUGGUGCCAGACAUUGAACGGCCUUCGCUGCCCCAGCAUGAACUACUGAACUGGCCACUUCCUAUUGUGAGAAUGGAUGAAGAGCCGAGUAAAGCAGUACUUGCAAGCUUGGUACAACAAUUCAAAGACAUGGAAUCGGCGACGAAAGUUUGA